CGGGUGGUGGGGCCGUUGCCGCAGUGACAGUGCUGGGGGAGUCCGAAGAUGGCGGCGUCGCGUCGCUCUCAGCAUCAUCACCACCAUCAUCAACAACAGCUCCAGCCCGCCCCAGGGGCUUCGGCGCCGCCGCCGCCACCUCCCCCACCUCUCAGUCCCGGCCUGGCUCCGGGGACCACCCCAGCCUCCCCCACAGCCGGUGGUCUGGCCCCCUUCGCCUCCCCACGGCACGGCCUAGCACUGCCGGAGGGGGAUGGCAGUCGGGAUCCGCCCGACAGGCCCAGAUCCCCGGACCCGGUUGAGAGUACCAGCUGUUGCAAUACCACCAGCACAAUUUGUACCGUCGCCGCAACUACCGUGGUCCCGGCGGCUUCUGCAUCAUCUGCCGUCGGGGUCGCUCCCAACCCAGCCGGCGGUGGCAGUAACAAUUCUCCGUCGUCCUCUUCUUCCCCGACGUCUUCCUCAUCUUCCUCUCCAUCCUCCCCUGGAUCAAGCUUGGCUGAGAGCCCCGACGCGUCCGGAGUUAGUUCCACUGCAGCUUUGGGGCCUGGGGCAGCGGCAGCUGGGACAGGGGUCCCAGCAGUGAGCGGGGCCCUACGGGAACUACUGGAGGCCUGUCGCAAUGGGGACGUGUCCCGGGUAAAGAGGCUGGUGGACGCGGCAAACGUAAAUGCAAAGGACAUGGCCGGCCGGAAGUCUUCUCCCCUGCACUUCGCUGCAGGUUUUGGAAGGAAGGAUGUUGUGGAACACUUACUACAGAUGGGUGCUAAUGUACAUGCUCGUGAUGAUGGAGGUCUCAUUCCACUUCAUAAUGCCUGUUCUUUUGGCCAUGCUGAGGUUGUGAGUCUGUUGCUGUGCCAAGGAGCUGAUCCAAAUGCCAGGGAUAACUGGAACUAUACACCUCUGCAUGAAGCUGCUAUUAAAGGGAAAAUUGAUGUCUGUAUUGUGCUGCUGCAGCACGGAGCUGAUCCAAACAUUCGGAACACUGAUGGGAAAUCAGCUCUGGACCUGGCAGAUCCUUCAGCAAAAGCUGUCCUUACAGGUGAAUACAAGAAAGACGAACUCCUAGAAGCUGCUAGGAGUGGUAAUGAAGAAAAACUAAUGGCUUUACUGACUCCUCUAAAUGUGAAUUGCCAUGCAAGUGAUGGCCGUAAGUCCACUCCUUUACAUCUAGCAGCAGGCUACAACAGAGUUCGUAUAGUUCAACUUCUUCUUCAGCAUGGUGCUGAUGUUCAUGCAAAAGACAAAGGUGGACUUGUGCCUCUUCAUAAUGCAUGUUCAUAUGGACACUAUGAAGUCACAGAACUACUACUAAAGCAUGGAGCUUGUGUUAAUGCAAUGGAUCUCUGGCAGUUUACUCCACUACAUGAGGCUGCUUCCAAGAAUCGUGUAGAAGUCUGUUCUUUGUUACUGAGCCAUGGUGCUGAUCCUACUUUAGUCAACUGUCAUGGGAAAAGUGCUGUGGAUAUGGCUCCAACUCCUGAACUUCGGGAGAGACUGACUUAUGAAUUUAAAGGUCAUUCUUUACUACAAGCAGCCAGAGAAGCAGACCUAGCCAAAGUAAAAAAAACACUCGCUUUGGAAAUCAUUAAUUUCAAACAGCCGCAGUCUCAUGAAACAGCGCUGCACUGUGCUGUGGCCUCCUUGCAUCCCAAACGAAAACAAGUGACAGAAUUAUUACUUAGAAAAGGAGCAAAUGUCAAUGAAAAAAAUAAAGAUUUCAUGACUCCCCUGCAUGUUGCAGCCGAAAGAGCCCAUAAUGAUGUCAUGGAAGUUCUGCAUAAGCAUGGAGCAAAGAUGAAUGCACUGGAUACCCUGGGUCAGACUGCUUUGCAUAGAGCUGCCCUAGCUGGUCACCUGCAAACCUGCCGCCUCCUGCUGAGUUAUGGUUCUGAUCCCUCCAUCAUCUCCUUACAAGGCUUUACAGCGGCACAAAUGGGAAAUGAAGCAGUGCAGCAGAUUCUGAGUGAGAGUACACCUAUACGCACUUCUGAUGUUGAUUAUCGGCUCUUAGAGGCAUCAAAGGCUGGUGACUUGGAAACUGUGAAGCAACUUUGCAGCCCUCAAAAUGUGAAUUGCAGAGAUCUAGAAGGCCGCCAUUCUACACCCUUACACUUUGCAGCAGGCUAUAAUCGUGUGUCUGUUGUGGAAUACCUUCUACACCAUGGUGCCGAUGUCCAUGCCAAAGACAAAGGCGGCUUGGUGCCCCUUCAUAAUGCCUGUUCCUAUGGACACUAUGAGGUAGCUGAGCUUUUAGUGAGGCAUGGAGCUUCUGUCAAUGUGGCGGACUUAUGGAAAUUUACCCCUCUACAUGAAGCAGCAGCUAAAGGAAAAUAUGAAAUCUGCAAGCUCCUUUUAAAACAUGGAGCAGAUCCAACUAAAAAGAACAGAGAUGGAAACACACCUCUCGAUUUAGUAAAAGAAGGAGACACAGAUAUUCAGGACUUACUGAGAGGGGAUGCUGCCUUGUUGGAUGCUGCCAAGAAGGGCUGCCUGGCAAGAGUGCAGAAGCUGUGUACCCCAGAGAAUAUCAACUGUAGAGACACUCAGGGCAGAAAUUCAACUCCUCUGCACCUGGCAGCAGGCUACAAUAACCUGGAAGUAGCUGAAUAUCUUUUAGAGCAUGGAGCAGAUGUUAAUGCCCAAGACAAAGGUGGUUUAAUUCCUCUUCACAAUGCAGCAUCUUAUGGGCAUGUUGACAUAGCAGCAUUACUGAUAAAAUAUAACACGUGUGUAAAUGCAACAGAUAAAUGGGCAUUUACUCCUCUCCAUGAAGCAGCCCAGAAAGGAAGGACACAGUUAUGUGCCCUACUCCUAGCACAUGGCGCAGAUCCAACUAUGAAGAACCAAGAAGGUCAAACACCUUUAGAUCUGGCAACAGCUGAUGAUAUCAGAGCUUUGCUGAUAGAUGCCAUGCCCCCUGAGGCCUUACCUACCUGUUUUAAGCCUCAAGCAACUGUAGUGAGUGCCUCUCUGAUCUCACCAGCAUCCACCCCUUCCUGCCUCUCUGCUGCUAGCAGCAUAGAUAACCUCACUGGCCCUUUAGCAGAGUUGGCAGUAGGAGGAGCCUCCAAUGCAGGGGAUGGUGCAGCUGGUACAGAAAGGAAGGAGGGAGAAGUUGCAGGUCUUGACAUGAAUAUCAGCCAGUUCCUAAAAAGCCUUGGCCUUGAGCACCUUCGGGAUAUCUUUGAAACAGAACAGAUUACAUUAGAUGUUUUGGCUGAUAUGGGUCAUGAAGAAUUGAAAGAAAUAGGCAUCAAUGCAUAUGGACACCGCCAUAAAUUAAUCAAAGGAGUAGAAAGACUUUUAGGUGGACAGCAAGGAACCAAUCCUUAUUUGACUUUUCACUGUGUAAAUCAGGGAACUAUUUUGCUAGAUCUUGCUCCAGAAGAUAAAGAAUAUCAGUCAGUAGAAGAAGAGAUGCAGAGUACCAUUCGAGAACACAGAGAUGGUGGCAAUGCUGGUGGCAUUUUCAACAGAUAUAAUGUCAUUCGAAUUCAGAAGGUUGUGAACAAGAAAUUGAGGGAACGAUUCUGUCACAGACAAAAAGAAGUAUCUGAAGAGAAUCACAACCAUCACAAUGAGCGCAUGUUAUUUCAUGGUUCUCCAUUCAUUAAUGCCAUUAUUCAUAAAGGCUUUGAUGAGCGUCAUGCAUAUAUAGGAGGAAUGUUUGGAGCUGGGAUUUAUUUUGCGGAAAAUUCCUCAAAAAGCAACCAGUAUGUUUAUGGGAUUGGAGGAGGAACAGGCUGCCCCACACACAAAGACAGGUCAUGUUAUAUAUGUCAUAGACAAAUGCUUUUCUGUAGAGUGACCCUUGGAAAAUCCUUUCUGCAAUUCAGCACCAUGAAGAUGGCCCAUGCCCCUCCAGGUCAUCACUCAGUUAUUGGGAGACCAAGUGUCAAUGGGCUGGCAUAUGCUGAGUAUGUCAUAUACAGAGGAGAACAGGCAUACCCAGAGUAUCUUAUCACCUACCAGAUCAUGAAGCCAGAAGCUCCUUCACAGACCUCAACAGCCGCAGAGCAGAAGACCUAGUGAAUGCCCACUGGUAAAGACCAAGUCGAUUCAAACCUGGGACUGGAUUACAGUGGAUUGUUUCCAACAAAAAAAAAAAUCAAUAUUCUGUAAAUCCCUGACAGCCUAGAAAUAAGCUGUUUGUCUUUUAUAAAGCAUUGCUAUAGUGAUGAAUAUAGUAUGAGUAACUGAUACAUACUCAACUGCUACUGUUCCCUUUGAGGAAAUGUUUACAGGGGCGGCCUUUUAACAUAUCUCAGGCUCAUUUCCAUUGCAGUUAUCCAUUUCUAAAGCAAGGUCGCUUUGAUCUACACUUGGAAAUGGAAAAAAGAGAAGACUUACCAAUAUUGUUUCAAAUGUUCACAACUUACACACUACAUUUGCUUUGUUAGAUAUGGCAUGUGGAUAUAGCAAAUAUGCACAGGCUCAUUUUUAAUUUUGUCCAAACACACAUCAUUGAUGCUGGGGGUUUUGUUUAUUUUGUUUGUUUUUUGGUUAUUUUGAAAAUGAGCCAGAGCCUUCCUGAGGAUAUUUUGCACAAAGUUAUACUGACUAAAAUCAUUAACAGUGCAGCCCAAUCUUCUGCCUGAGCAAAAUUCUAUCUCCACAUUUUGUGUUUGAUUUUGUAUCUGUACUUCUUGAUAACAAAAAUCGAGAUGAAAAGGAAAAGCAUCAAAUUUUAGUUUUCUUUAAUGAAUUGGCCCAUCUGACAAGAGAGCUCCCAAUUUGAGACAACGUCAAAGCUGGGGACGACUACUUGCUCUUUCCAAAACAAGCCCCACUGCAGGGUUGUUCAGGAUAUUGCUGGAAAUCCCAGGAGAGCACAGCCAGGGAAAUGUUAGAGUGAGGGGAUUAUGGCUUCAGUUUCCAGGUGAAAUGACUGGGGAGGCUGGGGAGGAGGAACAGCAUUAAGAAGAGAGAGGACCAAGUGAUUCUCUAUCAUUGUAGCCCAGAAGGAGCGACAGGACCCCUCAGAGAAUAAAUAAAUAUUCCCUUCACUUAAUCCGUACCACCAGAAUUGUCGCCCCCAAAAUUAGCUGCCUUAUUUCCAAAGUCAAUGGAAUUAUACUUCAUUAGAGUCCCAAAAAUUAUUUCUUUAUUGUCUCUUUAGUUUAGAAAGAUCCUAUGUAGUAAAUAGAUGUACACAAAUGCAAGAACUUUUUUUUUACUCCAGAUUUAUUUUGAGUGGCAUGCCUCAAAUAGUUUAUAAAGAUCCCUGCACUAAAUUUUUGAAUCAUUGCUUCAAACUUCUUAAUAUAUUUAGACAAGGAAAACAAAAAUUGAAACCAAAGCCUUUCAGUUAUUUUUUUAAAUGAAGAUGGUAAAGAAGUACCAUACUGUUUUCUUUGUGAAAGUACUGCUUGUUUUAAUCAACAGUUGCCAAGUGCACAUUGACACUUACAAAAAAUUAUCUCCUACAGUUCUUACACUUGCCCUGUUCACCUUAAUUUUCAAAAUGAAAUUGUGUGCAUUGUUUUAUUUACUUGACAUGCUGUACAUCUACUCAGCUCUGAAGCAAAAGAAGCAUAAACAUGGUGGGAAAAUAGGAAAAACGGUUUGACACAAACUUGCCAUUUCAAUUUAACGUCCUAAAAACUAAUCUGGGUUUGUUGUUGUUAUUUUAAUGCAGGCUGAUGAAGCUGUGACCUCCUUUAAUCUCCAGAAGUGAAAUAAAAUGGUUACAUGCAAAAAUUCUAGAAAUAGGUCUUGAUAUACACAUUUUGCUCUCUCUCUUUCCUUUUUUUUUUUUUUUUUCCCUGCUUGAGUACAAUGCUAGAACUAAGCAUCCACAGAGUAGUUUAAAUUUUGUAGCUGAAUCUUGCAUGGGUCCUCAAAAUUAAAUCAAGAAUAUUAACCUCAGUUGUUGCUUCUACUGAAGUUUCAGACCCAGGCUGGGUGUUUAUGUCUUGGCUACAUAUUUAGUAGCACUAGAAGCCCAUAUAAAGCUUCAAAAAUUGAUACUAAGAGGGUUUUUUUUUUCUUCCUUCCCUUCUCUUUUGCUGUGUGUAACAAAGGGUUGAAGAAAUUGCCAUCUGUGUGGUUUUCAGUAGUCGUGAAGUGUGCAUUACUUGCCCCAUCCCCUGGCAUAGUUUUAAAUGGUAAUAAACACAGCUGUGAUUUUUAGUUACGUAAAAGAGUUAAUAUGAUAUAGAUAUGGAAAACUUAAUAGCUUCAUUAAAAAGAUAAACCACUACCCAAUUGUGGUUAUAUGUUGUGUUGUUUCCAUCACACUGACCAGAUUAACGGAUGUUCCAGUUUUAAACUUGAGCCUUACACUUGGAAAAGUGAACUGUGGUUCAUUAUUUAAACUGCUGGUAUUACAUGUCUGAUGUUUUGUGUACUGAGAAAAGAUGCUGUGUAGUGGGGGGUGUUUGCAGUGCCUCGGUCUUGUAAUCAUUCAAGUAUGCAGUAGUUUUUGAAAGAAUAUUCUUAUAUUAUGUGCUGAAGAAUGUGGGUUAAGGGAGAUAUCAGAAGAACCAAGACAUUUUUUCAGAACUUGAAAACCAAGCGUCAUCAUGAAUAUGCUCAAAAGUUGGCAAAAAUGUAUUACAUUUGGAAAUUACUUUUUCAGAGUAGUAAGAAGAACCUCUGGCAUUAAAUUAAGCUGAAAUGUAUUUAAUUUCUUGUGUCUGCAGUAUAUAGAAAUACUAGCAAGAUUGGGACUUCCCUAAAAUGAUGUGUUUCUCAAACCAAGUGGAAGAGAGAAUCUGAACAUCUCCACCAGUUUUACCACAGCUGUAAAUCAAAGGGGUUCUGUCUAGACCUGAUGGUUCCAGUUUACCAGGUUUUGGCCAACUGGAUACAUAGCUAUAAAUUAAGCAUCCUAGACACUUUUCUCCUUGUACUUGACCUUCAGUUUUCCCCAGAUUGCUAGUCAAGAAUUUAAAAUAGCUCCAAACAUUACCUUUGAUCUCACUCAGUGUCCUUCUUUCUUCAUCUUAGAAAAGAAAUCUAGGUACUUCUCCAUUUUCAUAUCAAACCAGAACUUGGAGGCUUCAUGCACUCUCCUCAGAAGAUUCUAACCGAAUGACAGCAUGGAACCCAGAGUUUAAUUCUAUGCAAACUUACAACAGUACAACCAAGAUUCUUAUUUUCCUUUUCAUUCUUGGAACUUAGAAUUCCUAGCUUUUCAAGCAGCAUAAGUAGAAUUAAACAAUACCAAUGUCUUCAUGAAACGGCAUCCUUAAUGCAUCAUUGAGCUUGAUGUUAGCCAUCUCCCCUUGCUCUCAAAAUAGCAAAGUACAUUAGAAUACACAGAGAAAUGCCUGAAUGUGACAAGCAAAAAAAGUAAUAUAGAUUAACAUUCUAUCACUGAUAUUAUACAAAAAAAUUUUGGUUAACACUAGAAAACAACAUAAGAAUGCAAGAAGUUGUCUAGGUUUUUCUCUAUUGCAGUAUAUUUCCCUAUUGCACGAAGGAUUAUUGGAUAUUGCUCCGCCCACCCUUUUCAAACAUGUGCACUGUCUGGAUUCCUGUAAAUGGCCUUGCAAACAGAAAUGGUGUAUUUUUAAUCACUUUUCCCCAGUGUGUUCACAUCCCGUUAGUGUGAUAGCUAUGAUAACAGCCUUCUUGCUGUGUUUUCUGUCAGCCUAGUUAUCUUGUAUAGAGUUAUAGACUUUAGUCAUUCAGCUUAUAUUCAAAACCAACAUUAAAAUAGGGUUUUACAUGUCAGAAAUUUAUUUAAAGGCUGAAAUUAAUUUUGUUUGAUGUCAAAUCAAUGACAAAAAAAUGAAAGUAAUAUUUGACACAUCUAGCAUAUAACAAGGUAAUGCAUUCAAAAAAAUACCAUCCUAAAAAGUGAGAUUUCUUCAAGCAACUCAUGCAUUCUGCAUUUAAUAGACAAGUAAAUAUUUCUAAAUAGGAAAAGCCUUAACUGUGGCAGAAACUUUUUAACCUUUUAUAUUCUAAUAAAUGUUGAAAAGUGUCCAUGAGUCAGGCAUGUCUCCAUGUAUUUCAUAUCUGUUAAGCUUAUUUCAUGAGGGUCUAUUUCAUAAAUAAUACUCCCUCACCUACAGUGGGGCUGACAUAAUAGUCCAUUCCAAUCUGUUCGCAUCUGAAAUUCUUCAGCUACCAGACCUUCCGGUUUGGAGAAAUGCUAGAAAGACUUCAUUUAAAGCCUGUUAAGUUGAUAUAUAAUAACUUGAUAUCUUGAAGAAUUUGAAUGAUACGAAGUUGUUUUUUAAUCAUUUUAAAAUACAAACUAUGUUGUAUUACACUGAAAACCUUUCAGAAGCUGAAGAUUUUAUAUAUUCUGUAAGACCCAAUAUUGUUAUGCUGUGACCAGCUUUAGUCUUCUGCCUAGAGUUUGGCCUCCUAUGAAAUGACACACUGGAGAAGAUGCAUUUUGACUCUUCAUUCUUUCUCUUUUCAUAUUGCGACAUCUACCUAUUACCAUCCUUUCAAAGAGUUUUCUUUAUCUGUAUACUUACUUCCAUAUACAGCAAGAAUGCCCUUGGUUGAUUCAGAGCUUUGCAGAGAACUGCAGUUAAACAUUGUAGUGGGAUGUAACUCACAUACCCUCUCACCUCUCCACCUCACACCCUCUCACCUCUCUCAAAGUUCUGGAUGAAAAACUAGAAAACACCUCAGUGAAAUUAAGUAAUAGCCUAGAUCCAGAAAAUGACCUUGACCAUAUAACCAUUGUGUUCAUUACAUAGAACACUUAAUGUGCAUAUGAUACCUGCUUCUGCUCCCAUUGGUUUAAGCUUAUCAUUGUGGUAGUAAUAUUUGUCUUUGUCAUCUACAAAACUGAAAAGGUACUUUGAUAAACAAGGUUUCUCAAAAACAUUUACAAAACCAGCUUGGAGGAAAUUAGAGUGUUUCCUGGCAGCAGCAUUUGGAGUAGUAAUUGUAUUUCUCAUUGUGAUGUUUGUCUGUGUAAGUAACCAAUGUAGUGACCCUUUGGUUUGUUAUUGGUGUUGUUUUUAUUUUUAGUCUGUGACCCACCAGUAGCAGGUGGUUCCAACCCCUGCUUCUUUCUUUUUACAUUUGUCUAUUUGUAGGAUUGCCAGAUAAAACUCAAGAUGCCCAGUUAAAUUUGAAUUUCAGACAAUUUUUUAGCUUAAGUACAUUUCAUGCAAAAUUUGGCAUACCCUUAUCAUUAAAAAAAAGAACUAUUCAAUGUUUAUGUGAAAUUCAAAUUUAAUUGAACACCUGGAUUUUGUCUUUUUCUAAAUCUGGCAAUUCUACUGAUUUAGUCAUGGAAAACCACUUACAGCAUGUAAAUUCUUCUAGUCUUCAUUAUCGUUUGCCUGGAAUAGAAGACCUUUUUUUCUCUCACCCUCUAUUUAUUUCCAAAAGAGGGCAUCAAGGAACUUUACCUGCCUCCAUGGUAGGUUUCUAUUUAAAACAUAUUUGUGAUCAUAUUUAACCUGUAAUUGUGCUUUGGCUUAACGUCUAACUUACAGUACUUGUAAUUGAUUAAUAUUCAAUAAAAACAUUUGUAAAGUA
Ictidomys tridecemlineatus (thirteen-lined ground squirrel) is the source of this 9462-nucleotide messenger RNA. It is a transcript of the gene Tnks, whose product is annotated as tankyrase. Lineage: Eukaryota; Metazoa; Chordata; Mammalia; Rodentia; Sciuridae. The record is from RefSeq and is a predicted model, not a curated record. Gene Ontology annotation, molecular function: NAD+ poly-ADP-ribosyltransferase activity; protein binding.